Molecule: messenger RNA, 480 nt
Organism: Humulus lupulus (European hop)
Lineage: Eukaryota; Viridiplantae; Streptophyta; Magnoliopsida; Rosales; Cannabaceae
Product: protein EXPORTIN 1A-like
Exons: 8
Coding region: 1-480 (159 amino acids)
Biological process (GO): ribosomal small subunit export from nucleus; ribosomal large subunit export from nucleus; protein export from nucleus
Cellular component (GO): cytoplasm; nucleus
Molecular function (GO): nuclear export signal receptor activity
Source: RefSeq, a predicted model, not a curated record
AUGAAAGGCAUGGUUAUUACUCUUGAGGAUGUAAUAAAGGGAAUGAAGAUCAUGAGGGAGACUUUGAUAUAUUUGUCACAUCUUGAUCAUGAGGACACAGAAAAGCUAAUGCUAAAGAAGCUAAGCAAACAAUUAAGUGACGAGGAUUGGAAUUGGAACAACUUAAACACAUUAUGUUGGGAGAACAGAUUUUUGGUUAUGGUCAUUCAUGACUCGCUGAAUUUAUGCGAAAUCACGAAAGGGAAGGAUAACAAAGCUGUCAUUGCAAGUAACAUUAUGUAUGUUGUUGGACAGUACCCGAGGUUUCUAAGAGCUCACUGGAAGUUCCUAAAAACUGUUGUGAACAAAUUGUUUGAGUUCAUGCAUGAGACACAUCCUGGUGUUCAGGAUAUGGCCUGUGACACAUUCUUGAAGAUUGUUCAGAAGUGCAAACGGAAAUUUGUAAUUGUUCAGUUAUAUUUGAAACUAAGUAAAGGGUGA